AUGCGGAGACAGAUUGAGAUUCAGACAUUAUUGAGGUCAACAUACAAGGUAAUAGUGGAUCUAGUAAGUGUAGGUUUGAUAACUGUUAGCACGAUGAUUUAUCAAUUCAGUGAAGACCAAGAUGCUGAUAUUAUAUUUGUCAAAUUAUAAAGGAGAAAAGCGAUACAUGUAGUACGUUAUCUGAAUAACUUACAUGAUGUUCUUUUUUAUUAAUUUAAUCAGAGAACCUUUCACUCUUACCACCUAACUGCCACUAUACACUGAAGGUAGACUUUCAGUGCAAGUCAAGUGUCCCGCAAGUAGAAAAAAGUAAAUAUAGUAGGUGUAGGUUUAAAAAGUGUCAGCUCAAUGGUGUAUCAAUUCACUGUAUUAGUACCAGACAAGGUACUAAGAGAAUAAUACCUGAGGACAAGAUUAGUAAACACCAAGAUGCGACUGUACCAUAUUUGUCGAAUGGAUAAAAGAGCAAAGCGGUAGCACUUUAUGUAAAUGGUAUUUCUUUUUCUUUUUCAAAUGCACCCAGAAAACCUUCCACUACAAUUCUAAACUAUGGAGCAACAAAGUCGACUUCAACCUUCCAGGAGGGAAGACUGGGUUGGACACUUACGAGACCAAGUUACCGACUUAUUGGAACACACCGUUUAACAAGAUCUGUCUUGGAAUGAAGAUCGGUCAGCAGUUCAAGUCUGUUGUCAUCAACCAUCAAGCCAGAUCCCUGCAUUCACUGAUCGCAGGUGGCAAAUACCGAGCUACUUCACUGGGCCGUAACACAUGGAAGAAGGUUAUUGGGUCUCGGGCCUCGUUACAGACCAACUGUAAAAAGGAAGGAUUCAACGCAAUUUGUACCGAUAGCAACGCCUCCAAAGCAAGAAUUGGUAUAAUUGGAAACAACGAAAAUGGCUGUAGCAGCUGUGACUCCGGGAUCGGGUUUGGCACUGGAGGGUUCCAAGAUGACUCUAACACGUGUGGCAACGAAGCAGCCGGGGGAGAUAAUGGCGACCAGCACAUUAAAGCGAUGGGAUACAUAUUGGUCCAAUAG
Messenger RNA from Porites evermanni, 1039 nucleotides. Lineage: Eukaryota; Metazoa; Cnidaria; Anthozoa; Scleractinia; Poritidae. The record is from the annotation of a GenBank genome assembly.